This is a messenger RNA of Beauveria bassiana ARSEF 2860, 1872 nucleotides long. Its product is annotated as DNA photolyase. Gene Ontology annotation, molecular function: DNA binding; FAD binding. Gene Ontology annotation, cellular component: nucleus; cytoplasm. Bases 1 to 1872 code for a protein of 623 amino acids. The transcript has 2 exons. The record is from RefSeq and is a predicted model, not a curated record. Gene Ontology annotation, biological process: entrainment of circadian clock by photoperiod; circadian regulation of gene expression. Lineage: Eukaryota; Fungi; Ascomycota; Sordariomycetes; Hypocreales; Cordycipitaceae.
AUGACAAAGCCCAGAGUCAUUUAUUGGUUCCGCACAGACUUGCGGUUGCAUGAUUCUCCAGCUCUCAAGGCUGCUCUGGACCUCGACCCUGAGAUACUAUGGCCGAUCUUCACCUGGGAUCCGCACUACGUAUAUCGGGUGCGAGGCGGACUCAACAGAUGGCAAUUUCUCCUCGACUGUCAAAAUGAUCUAUCCGCGUCCAUCACCAAGCUCAACUCCAAAUCCAAGCUCUUUUUGCUGCGCGAAGCCCCACAGACAGUCUUGCCCAAAAUCUUCAAGGCAUGGGGUGUAACUCACCUGGUGUUUGAAAAGGAUACCGAUAGUUAUCCCCGCGAGAGAGAUGCUGCGGUCGAAGCCGCAGCCAAAACGGCGGGCGUCAAGGUCGUCACUCGCUCUGGCCGGACACUGUGGGACAGCGACCAAAUCGUGGCCAAGAACCAUGGCAAGCCCACAAUGUCCAUCACGCAGCUUCAAGCUGCAGGCAAGAAACUGGGGCCCAUAGAUCGGCCCAUUCCGGCGCCGUCAAGUCUGCCGGACCCGGGAGACAUGCCGCUCGACUUUGAACAUGAGCAUCCUUCUAGCAAGCCAGACGUCAACUCCGUGCGACGCACGAAAAACGACACAGAGUACAAGAGCAUAGCCGGUCCCAAAGGAGACUUUGGAAUCGAGACUAUGGAGGAGCUGGGCUUUCCGUCCGCGACUACGCCUCAUAGGGGCGGUGAAACGCGGGCUCUCAAGAUGCUGGACGACAUUGCCAAGGACAAAAAGUACACUGCAACUUUUGAAAAGCCAAAGACGAGCCCUGCGCAGUUUGAGCCGCAGUCCACCACGCUCCUGUCCCCGUUUCUGCAUUUCGGCGCCCUCUCCGUGCGGGAGCUGUACUGGCGCGUGCAAGACAUUGUGACCGCGUACGGCAAAGGCGCGUCUUCGCCGCCGGCAAGCCUCACCGGUCAGCUGCUGUUCCGAGACAUGUACUUUGCCGCGCAGGCAGCCAUCGGGCCCAGCUUCACGCAAACCAACGGCAACGGCCACUGCAAGUUCAUCCCCUGGCAUCUCCCCUCCAAGGUGGAUCUGGCGACGGGCAUCAGCACCGGCGAGUACCGCGUCGACUCUCCCGAGGCGGAGCAGUGGUUUGCGCGGUGGAAGGCGGGCAUGACGGGCUUUCCGUGGAUAGACGCGCUGAUGCGCCAGCUGCGGCACGACGGCUGGAUCCACCACCUCGGCCGCCACUCGGUCGCGUGCUUCCUCACCCGCGGCGGCUGCUAUGUCGACUGGGAGCGCGGCGCCCAAGUCUUUGAGGAGUACCUCUUGGACCACGAGCCCGCCUGCAACGCCGGAAACUGGCAGUGGCUCUCCUGCACCGCCUUCUUCUCGCAGUACUUUCGCAUGUACAGCCCCGUCUCGUUUCCGCAAAAGUGGGACAAGAACGGCGACUUUGUGCGCCGUUGGGUGCCGGAGCUCAAGGACCUGCCGGCCAAGUACAUUUACGAGCCCUGGAAAGCGCCGCUGCUGGACCAGAAGCAGGCUGGCGUGCGCGUCACGGGUGACGGGCUGUCGUCGUCGUCAGACGGCGGCACAGGCAAGACGUACCCCAAGCCCUUGUUUGACUUUGGCGAGCGUCGCGAGAUUUGCCUUGCGGCCAUGAAAAAGGCCUACGAGGUGAACCUGCUGGGCGACGACGAGCGCGUGUCCAACGGCCGCUGGGUGGACUUGUUCCCCGCCAAGGGCGAGCAUGAGGACUUUCGUCAUCUUGUUCUGGAGAGUGACGACGGCGAAAAGGCGGACGAGGGCGACGAGUCGGAAGAUGCAAAUGCUGGGGAAAAGAGAGCAGCCAAGUCACUGCAGACGUCAGCGAAGAAGCAGAAAACGUGA